Messenger RNA from Nicotiana attenuata, 1353 nucleotides. RefSeq lists its product as uncharacterized. Bases 104 to 1099 code for a protein of 331 amino acids. NCBI's taxonomy places the organism in Eukaryota, Viridiplantae, Streptophyta, Magnoliopsida, Solanales, Solanaceae. The record is from RefSeq and is a predicted model, not a curated record. The transcript has a single exon.
GCUAUAGUUCAUCCCCUCAUAACUUCAUUUUAUAAAAUUUAAAACUCCCAAGUCAGAAUAAUAAGAGGGAGAAUAGGAAAAAAGAAGAAGAAAGCGCAAGAAGAUGGGAAGGGUGAAAUUGAACAAUGAUCCAACACCAAGCUUCAGACACUUCAGUCAUCCACAUGAAUUAGAGCUAUGCAUCCGACUCCAAGAUCUAAGCCCUUGUUCAGGAUGCAGACUCCCACCACUAGGCCAAAUGUACAUAUGUAAGCCUAGCAACUUCACUCUUCAUUUGAGCUGUGCCAAAUUCCCACAGCUGAUUACUCACCCCUCCCACCCCAACCACCCUCUCAACCUCCUCCCCACAUCCAAGUACCCUGGCGGCCGAUUCAACUGUGAUGCCUGCAACCACCGUGGAGACGGCUUCAGCUACCACUGUGGUAACUGUGAGUUUGAUCUUCAUGUGAUCUGUGCAACUAGACCACUCAAAAUCACACAUCAAUUGCACCAAUGCUUGCUGGAACUCACCUUCAAAAAUCCUUAUACUGGUGCCAAAGGCUUCUCUUGUGAUGUAUGCCGCAAGAUUGGAAGAAAGCAGUGGCUUUAUAGAUGCCCCGCUUGUGAGUUUGAUGUUCAUUUAGAUUGUUCAACUGCUGCCCCUAGACAGGUAGUUCAAGCACCCGCUUCACAGCCAACUGCCCUCCAGCACAACCAUUCAUUCCCGGGAGCCACUAACCAAUUCCAGCAGCCAACUUUGGGUACACAAGCAAGGCCAAAUCAAUACAUGCAGGCUCCUUUGGGUGUAGGCCAAGUGAGGCCAAACCAGUUGUUUCAUAGUGCUAGUACAAGUGCAAUUCCCCAGCAACAGUUCCAGCAGCCUCCUAUAAUGCAAGGACAAGUAAGGCCAAACCAGUAUAUGCAGCCUCCAGGGGCAAACAAUGGUUUCGGGAAUGGUUUGAUGAAUGCUGCAAUUCAAGGACUUGUAGAAGGUGCUGCUCAGCAAGUUGGUCAAACUUUCAUGCAGGGAAUCAUAGGUGGUGGUAAUAAUGGUGAUGGAAAUGAGGGAUCUUCAAUCCUGGGAGGCAUUUUUGGUGACUCGUCCGACACACAAUACUAGAAUGACAUCUUUUUUCUUUCACUUUACUUGUCUGAGUAAAACAGGUCAAAGUUUGUGUUAAACAUAAAACUCCGGAAUGAAUCACACUUUGGUGCCUUCUUUUUCGAGAAGUAGAUACAUGCUUUUGUAUCUUGAUGCUUGAGUUGUAUUCUAUUAUCACUUUGUCUAAAUCAGAGCCAUUUACUUGAACUAUGCAAUGUUGCACAUAAGUCCUUUUAGGACUGGUUAAAUGUUAUUGAUUCUACUAUAUCAUU